This is a messenger RNA of Bipolaris sorokiniana ND90Pr, 615 nucleotides long. RefSeq lists its product as uncharacterized. Lineage: Eukaryota; Fungi; Ascomycota; Dothideomycetes; Pleosporales; Pleosporaceae. The record is from RefSeq and is a predicted model, not a curated record. The transcript has a single exon. Bases 257 to 577 code for a protein of 106 amino acids.
GCUUUGCUUGCUUGCUUGCUUGCUUUGAGUAGCUUAUCAUGACACAUCUCCAGUUUCUGUUACUCUCCAACCAAAGGUUCACGAAAUCAUAGUUAGUAGUUUUCCAUCUUUCCGUUCGUCAUUUCAGUCUGGCCCUUUUGGACAUGUCGGAUACUACUCUUGUUGCAACAUCGUCUUCUCAUUUCAGACUUUGCAGUCCACGGCGGUCGUGAGUUCUUGCAAUGGCGAAAGUCGCAACCUUGUUCUCGGCUUCUACAUGCCAGAGGGAGUGCUGAGGGAAACAUUUUUGCUGGAUAAGAUCUCGACCACUCAACUCUUUUUUCUUCUUACUUCCUUUGGUCCGCUUCUGGGCCCUCGGUCCAGAUGUAAUCAUACGACAAGCAGGGCCCCGGCCCCCUCUGUAAUUUUUUUUCUUCUCUUCUUUUCGCUUUCUUUCACUUCGCAACUUUUCAUCAGGUGCCGUGUCGUGGGCUAUCUUUGCAAGCAGAGAGUGGGUAGUUUUGCUUUGCAACGAGUGGAUCCUGUGAGAUCACACAAUGAGUGGAGAUCGGGUUUGUCGCUGUGCAUCGUUCGGUGAGGUCGUCCCCGUAAUAUGGGUGGUAGUGUGGCUAUUGG